UUUUUGGUCCUACAUUUCUGAAGAAUACAUGUAGCUGCCCACGUGACAGUUUAAUUUGAACAUAUUUUGUCAUGUGGAACCAAGCUUGUAGUCAGUCCCCUGGUGGGAUGACCCGCCACAAAGCAGGGAUAUCAAAGAGGGCAACUCUUCAGAUUUUGCCCUGCACAGUGUCUCAGCUGCUGUCUGCUUCUCAAGUCAGCAACGAUACCUUCACCAUGUGCGACUGGGAACUGAACCAGGUGUCUUUAGUGGGCAUCGUCAGAGGAUUCGCGCCCUUCGUGACGAACGUCCAGUACUCUGUGGAUGACAUGACUGGUCCGCCUUUAAGCGUGAAGCAGUGGGUUAACACAGAGGACUGCGCUCUGACAUUGGUUUCCCCUGGAACAUAUGUGAAGGUUACUGGAAGUCUACGCAGUUUCAAUGGUCAAAGGUCAAUGCUGGCAAUGGAUAUCCGUUGCAUCAAGGACCUGAAUGAAAUCACAUCCCACAUGUUGGAAGUGGUACAAGCCCAUAUGCAGCUUUUUGGAAAGGCAUUUGAUGUGAAUAUGAAUCCCACUGCUGUCCCGCAGUCUGGAAGAGUCUUCAGUCACGGUGGUGGUGGGCAUCCUGAAGGCGUCUUACCAAACAGUCUUUCCACCAUCCAGGGUCAGGUGUUGCAUGUAAUCAGGAGGUUCUCUGUCCAUGUUGGCAUCAGUUUACGUGACCUGAAGAUACAGCUGGACCACCUGAGUAUAAAAGACAUCAGAGAUUCCUUAGUGUUUCUGGUAAAUGAAGGUCAUGUGUUCACCACCAUCGACGACCAUCAUUUCAAAUCACCAGAUCAAUAGCGGGCUGCCUGGAGGCCAGUGAAACAUCAAGACAUCAGUCCUGGAUCACAGCUGAUCAGGAUGUACCCACAUUUUAAUGUGACAUAAAUCUAAUUAUUUUGGUUAAAUGUAGUUAUUUAUUAAUGACGUACUGUAGCUGGUUGCUGUCUGUCUUGAAUCAUGUAUAAUGAACACAGAUAGAUAACCUGUUACAGGGUUUAUAGUGUAUCAUUUGUUGCCUGUAAAGAAUUACUACACUGAUGUGUUGCUCAGGCUUCCUUAUGUUUGAUCAUUUCUAUAUAAUGUUUUGUUUCUAAUUUAUUUGUGUGCUAAAUUUGUGGGUACCCUGCAAAUAUGUCAUGAUUGUUGGACAUAAAGAGAAGUUUAAAAUGUA
Molecule: messenger RNA, 1200 nt
Organism: Morone saxatilis (striped sea-bass)
Lineage: Eukaryota; Metazoa; Chordata; Actinopteri; Moronidae
Product: replication protein A 32 kDa subunit-like
Exons: 9
Coding region: 72-827 (251 amino acids)
Biological process (GO): double-strand break repair via homologous recombination; DNA replication; nucleotide-excision repair
Cellular component (GO): DNA replication factor A complex; nucleus; chromosome, telomeric region
Molecular function (GO): DNA binding
Source: RefSeq, a predicted model, not a curated record